Molecule: messenger RNA, 2106 nt
Organism: Gekko japonicus
Lineage: Eukaryota; Metazoa; Chordata; Lepidosauria; Squamata; Gekkonidae
Product: keratin, type II cytoskeletal 5-like
Exons: 9
Coding region: 69-1760 (563 amino acids)
Biological process (GO): keratinization; intermediate filament organization
Cellular component (GO): keratin filament
Molecular function (GO): structural constituent of skin epidermis
Source: RefSeq, a predicted model, not a curated record
UGCUUCCACCGUGUACUCUCUUUCCCCUUCUGCCUCUUCAUUCUUUCAUUUGCAGCAUUCCAGCUAAAAUGGCUUAUCAAUCCUCCGUAAAGAUCCAGAGGAAAGGCUUCAGUAAUUCAUCUGCCGUCAUUCCUGGUUCAUGCCGUACCAGUUUCAGCUCCAGCGCUGUAUCCAGAACUGGAGGCUGCGGCGUUGGUGGUGGUUUGGGUAGAGUUGUUGGCGGCAGCAGCUUUGGCAGCCGAAGCCUAUACAGCCUAGGUGGAUCUAAGAGGAUCUCAGUUGUUGGCGGUGGUGCCUGUUAUGCCAGUGGCAUUGGGGGUGGAUAUGGGUUCGGUGGUGGCGCUGGUGGUGGAUACGGGCUUGGUGGCGGAAACUUUGGGUUCGUCGGAACUGGAUAUGGAGGCAGCAGAAGUGGCGCUGGUUUCCCAGUUUGCCCACCUGGUGGAAUCCAAGAAGUGACUAUCAAUCAGAACCUGCUGGCACCUCUCCACCUGGACAUUGACCCCAGCAUCCAAAGAGUCCGUAAAGAGGAGGGGGAGCAGAUCAAGACACUCAACAACAAAUUUGCCUCCUUCAUAGAUAAGGUGCGUUUCCUUGAACAACAGAAUAAAGUCUUGGAAACUAAAUGGUCGCUGCUUCAGGAACAAGGCCAGAAAAUUGUUAGAAAAAACACUGAACCACUCUUUGAGGGUUACAUCAACAACCUCAGGAAGCAGCUGAAUAACCUGGAGAAUGAGAGAGCAAGACUGGAUGGAGAAAUGAAUAACAUGCAGAAUCUUGUUGAGGACUACAAGACCAAAUAUGAAGAUGAGAUCAACAGGCGUACAGCUGCAGAGAAUGACUUUGUAACCCUUAAAAAGGAUGUGGAUGGUGCCUACAUGAACAAAGUAGAACUAGAGGCCAGGACAGAUUCCUUGAGAGAUGAGCUCUGCUUCCUCAAAGCCCUGUAUCAAGAGGAACUUGACCAAAUGCAAGCCCAAGUCACCGAUACUUCUGUGGUUCUCUCCAUGGACAACAACCGCAACUUGGACCUCGAUAGCAUCAUUGCUGAAGUCAAAAGUCAGUAUGAAGACAUUGCAAACAGGAGCAGAGUUGAGGCUGAAUCCUGGUACCAAAGCAAGUAUGAAGAGCUCCAGGCUACUGCUGGAAGGCAUGGUGAUGACCUCCGCAACACCAAGCAUGAGAUUACCGAAAUCAACCGACAUAUCCAGAGACUGCGAGCUGAAAUUGACAAUGUGAAGAAGCAGUGUGCCAAUCUGCAGGCAGCCAUUGCUGAGGCAGAAGAACGUGGCGAGCUGGCCCUCAAGGAUGCAAGGCAGAAAUUGAACGAGUUGGAAGAUGCUCUUCAGAGAGCCAAGCAGGACAUGGCUCGGCAGCUGAAGGAUUACCAGGAUCUGAUGAACACCAAGCUGGCCCUGGAUAUUGAGAUUGCCACUUACAGGAAGCUCCUGGAAGGAGAGGAAUGCAGGCUGGGAAAUGAUGGAGCCAAUGCAGUCAACAUCUCGGUUGUGUCUUCGACCAUGAAUCGCGGUGGUGCUGCCUGCUACGGAGGUGGAAACAGCCUCAGCCUGGGAGGAGGAAGUGGAUUUGGCAUGGGAGCAGGAUGCGUAGGCCUUGGGGGCGGACUUGGUGUCGGAGGAGGCGGCUUCAGUUCCGGAAGCGGAAGAGGCAUCGGAGGAGGGGUGAGCCUCGGGGGCGGCAGCUGCUCCGGCAUGAAAUUUGUUUCGAGCUCCUCUUCUCAAAGAAGCUGCAGGAAGUAAACUGCUAUCUCCCUCAGUCUCUUCCAAUGAAAUCUCUGCCGGUUUCUGACACUGUACUGGGUCUCACUAAUGUCCGUCAUGCUACAGAGAAACAUCUGCUCCUACAGCGUUAAUUGCUUUGGUAAACAUCUAGCUUGUUUCAUCAUACUUGGCAUUACUCCCCCCCAAGCUCUGCUUUACAGACAUUCCAGAUUGUAUCAAGGCCUGCCUUGAUCAUAUUUUGCACUCAUGUGCAACCUGCCCCCUUUCUUUUCCUCAGAGCACUUCCAAAUUUUGUAUAAAUCAGACCACUAUUUGUUUGUUCUUGGUUAAGUUGUUUGAAUUCUCCUUUCACUUUUUUUUGGUG